Molecule: messenger RNA, 1192 nt
Organism: Hevea brasiliensis (rubber tree)
Lineage: Eukaryota; Viridiplantae; Streptophyta; Magnoliopsida; Malpighiales; Euphorbiaceae
Product: heavy metal-associated isoprenylated plant protein 35
Exons: 3
Coding region: 103-972 (289 amino acids)
Molecular function (GO): metal ion binding
Source: RefSeq, a predicted model, not a curated record
UGAGUUGAGUUGUAACUCUUUAAAUUUUAAGCUUCCCAAAAGCAAAAUUUAAAGCUAGCUUAAAGUAGGUAGAGUCUCUAACCUCUAGUUCCCUUCCUUCUGAUGGCUGCAACAACAUUUGGUGAAGAACCCUACAAAGCUCUAAAAUGCCAGACAUGGGUCCUGAAGGUAUCUAUCCACUGCCAAGGUUGCAAAAGAAAGGUCAAGAAAGUUCUGCAAGGGAUCGAUGGUGUUUAUACAGCAACAGUAGAUUCACAGCAACAAAGAGUCACAGUUACAGGCAACAUCGAAGUUGAGACCUUGAUCAAGAAACUCAUCAAAACAGGAAAGCAUGCACAGAUUUGGCCUGAAAAACUCUCCUUAUCAGAGGAAAAAGAAUCAGCCAAAGCAAAGGACAUGCACAAGCAAAAGGACGCAAACAAAGGCCACGAUUUCAAUGGUAAUGGAAGGAAAAAAUCUGUUAAAUUUAGUGAAGAUGGAAUGACUGAAAAGACAAAAGAUGUCGUGAAGUCACUGGAAAAUGCUAUCGAGGAUAUGGAAUUGCCGAUGGUGAAGAACACUGCUGGUGAAAAUGAGGGUGGGGGUGGUGGUGGGGUUGCCAAAAGUGAAGGCAAAAAGAAGAAAAAGAAGGGGCAAAAAGGUGAUAAUGGCAACAACGAUGCAGGUUCAGGUUCAUCGUCUUCUGGUGCAGCUGCAGGUACUGGAUGUGAAACUCCGGGGGUAGGAAUGGAUCAACUAGUGGGCCCGAGUAAUCUCAGCCCUACAUGUCAUGAAUCGGUUCCCUUCCCACAAGGGUUCAUCAUUCCUCCGGUAUACGCAUCAAGUUACAGUAUGGCAUACCCUAGGGAAAGUCCUGGUCCUUUCUAUUAUGUUCCACUGUAUGCACAUCCAAGUAGAUAUAAUCAAAUGAACCCACUGGACUCUUUCUACUAUUUCAGUGAUGAAAACAUUAAUGGGUGUUUCAUCAUGUGAUAAAUCAGAUGUUCAGAGGAAGAGAAGGGCAAUUUUGCACUUGAAUGGGAGGGUUUUGGGUUUUUAUGUGGGGUUAUAUAUAUAUAUAUAUAUAUAUAUAUAUAUAUAUAUAUAUAUGGCUUCUUUUUGAGGUGCAAGUGGUGAGCUUGUGCUUGUUCUUAAUGCUCUAGAUAAUGUAUGUGUUGUAUGGACGUGGAGUAAAUAUAAAAGUUUCCCAUAA